GGGAAAUUGAACUUUGAAGGUUUGCUGGAAAACCAGAAGAUUGUGGGGUCGCCUGAAUUGCCUGUUUGGGGGACCGCCAAUGUUGCCCGAUCGGGUAGUUCAGCCCGGAUGUUCAUCAUGACUUUGUCCUCCAACAUGGAGGGGUUCCAAUCUUCACGAUAUCCACGUCUUCAAUACCACCAUCAUGACCUAUUUAAUGGGUCAUCAGGUCCCCCUAUCCAGUAUGCCAAUCUCCUGACAUCACAUUCCAUCUGAUCUUUCCUGCCUUCCUUGACAUCCACAAUGCCUCUCUACCAGCCUUCCAACCUCGACGACAACGUCCUCUCCCAAUUUUCCCUCAAGGGUAAAAUUGCCGCUGUCACCGGCGGUGCCCGAGGUAUCGGCCUCGAGGUCGUCCGCGGCUUGGCCGAGGCCGGGGCCGACGUGGCCCUGAUCUACUCUUCCAACAGCGAGGCCGAUGAGACCGCCGCCAAGGUGGCUGCAGAGACGGGCGUCCGCGUGCAGGCCUUCCAGUCUGACGUCACUACUCGGAGCACCAUUGCAGCUACUCUCAAUCAGAUCGCUGAAGAGUUCGGAAACGGCCGAUUGGACGUCGUCGUCGCCAAUGCCGGUGUCUGCACCAACUCCCCUAAUCUCGAAUACGACGAGGAAAGCUGGGCCAGGGACAACCGGGUAAACUACGAUGGGGUUAUGUGGACUGCACAGGCGGCGGGAAAGAUCUUCAAGAAGCAGGGACGCGGGAAUCUGGUCAUCACCGCCUCGGUGAGCGCCAUCCUCGUCAACAUCCCCCAGACUCAGGUCGCCUACAAUGCCUCCAAAGCCGCGGCUGUCCAUCUCGCCAAGGGUCUGGCCGUCGAGUGGACCGACUUUGCCCGAGUCAACUGCAUUUCCCCGGGGUUCAUCAUGACCAAGAUGCUCACGCAGCAGCCCAAGGAGCUGUUCGACAAGUGGUUGAACAUGGUCCCCGGUGGCCGCAUCUGCGAUCCCCGAGAGCUGAAGGGGGCGUACGUCUUCCUUGCCAGCGAUGCUUGCCCGUAUAUGACCGGCGCCAACAUCGUCAUCGAUGGAGGAUACACCUUGCCUUAG
This is a messenger RNA of Aspergillus sclerotioniger CBS 115572, 1086 nucleotides long. Its product is annotated as oxidoreductase. Gene Ontology annotation, molecular function: oxidoreductase activity, acting on NAD(P)H, oxygen as acceptor. The record is from RefSeq and is a predicted model, not a curated record. The coding region runs from base 283 to 1086 and encodes 267 amino acids. Gene Ontology annotation, cellular component: intracellular anatomical structure. The transcript is spliced from 3 exons. NCBI's taxonomy places the organism in Eukaryota, Fungi, Ascomycota, Eurotiomycetes, Eurotiales, Aspergillaceae.